CUCCUCCUUCGUGCGUUUGUCACUCUCACUCAGCAUUAGCAAAGAACCCUCCUUCUUCAAAGUUCAAAAAGACAAAAACCCAAAACCAAAACCCUAGCUUCUUCAAUGGUUCCACCCAUCCGUGGUUGUCGGCGCCUCUGCGACUUCCCUUUUCGCCAAGGUUCUGAGACCAAAUCCUCUGUUCUAGCUCUGCUCGACGUCCAUCCUUCUGUGGGUUUUCUGUUCGAGCUGCUCGCCAUCGUCUCAUCGUUCGACGUCUCGUCAUCGUCUUGCUCUCCGUCGCGCUCCACCGUUGUCGAAGGAAAUUGAGGAGCUUAAAGGUGUCUUGGAAAAGGAAAUCUUGAAGAUUAAGGUUAUUCAGGGUUCAUAUUUUCUGAUUUUGAUUGCCGGUCUGCACUACAUUAAUGUUCAGGAAUGAAUUCUUUGAUUCAUAUCCAUUAACAAAGACCAACGAUGGACGUCAACGACCCUUUGGAUUUUGAGUUAGAGGAUGAAUUUCUCAAACCCCCGCCCAACGUUAGCAAUAAAAGGAGGAAGAAGGUUAUUGGGUUGGAUGAUCUUCUUACUGAUCAUUUAAGAGAACUGGAAAAGCUCAAAGAAGAACAGAAUGAGCAGGAAAAGCCAAAGACAAAAAAGGCUAAGAAGGAUGCAAGUUCCUAUGAUGAUGAUGAAGAUCCCAGGGAAGCUUACUUGACAAAACUUGUUGAGAAGUGUGAAAAUCAGUUGAAAGAUUUUGGUGAAGAAGAAGAUAUUCCUCUCUGGGGAGUGAAAGUCUUUGGAGAUAAGAAAGCCUUUCCACCGCUGGAAUUUCCUGAGCUUGGAAGCUGCAAUCUUCUGCAGUCAUUUUUGAACAGUGAGCUGAAUUCUGUGGUGGAAUUGGCAGCCGAAAAAGGUGAUAACUUUCUUGAAGGAUUGCUCAUCAAUGGUUGGCUUCCAAAAUUAGCAUUCCUCUGUGGUCAUAUAGAAAAACCAGUAGCCAUUUGGUCCUUCAACACAAUGUUAUAUUCAUCAAAUGAAGAGCUUCGAAACUCAUCCUCUGACUUUUGGUGUGCAGUUCUCUCUUCUAGAAAAGAGGUUGAUCAAUUGCCUGUCGAAAUUGCUUGGUUUCCUGAGUACUCAGAUUUGAGAACAGCUCUUGACACUCAUGGGUUUCUUUUUGAAUUUUCAUCCAGUGGUGAACCCAAAAAUUUAGAUUCUGACACUGGAGAACCACCCCAAAAUAUUAGAGCCUGGCUCAAAUUUGUCACUGCUUGUUGUCUAAUACGGAGUAAAAGGCCAGUAUUUUCUGUUGUAGAAGCUGAAGAACUCAUUGAAAUUAUUAUAUGUCUAUUUCUAGAUCGCCAGUUUCAAGGUUUAUUAGUGCUUUUGAAUGAUUGCGUAGAAGCGAUUGUCAAUUACUUCACAGACCAGGAAUGGCAUUCAAGUUGUGAGAAGAUAGCAAAAUUCAUUGCUUCCAGAGUCUCAAAGGAUUUGAAUUGCAUCCAAUCUGUUGAGUGCAUACCGGUAGCUAGCUCCCGUUGUAAGCAACUUAAGAGUGCCAUGGCGUAUCAGAACCUACUUUCCUGUUUUGAUGGAUUUUUGUGUCAGGCCCACAAUGGAGAAGACAUCCUGAGAUUGCUUAGGGCAAUUAACUUCAAAGACAAAAGUUGCGAUUUCUUCAAGAUGUACAUUUACCUAGUUUUGACAGAGAACUGGGUUUUGUCCAACUCAUUAAUCGAAGACAAUCCAGUAAUCUAUGAAAUGUUCUGUCUUUUUCUAAGACAAUGUUCUAGCUUGAUUUCAGCAUCAGACCUACGAUCAUAUGCGUCAAAGGUUCGUCAUAGGGCCGCAUAUCUUAUGCACUUCUCCAUCUACAAGUAAUUGGUUUCUGCCUUAAAGGACCAUAUUUUGAAGGGUGAGAGUUUGCAAGAUUGAAGUAGCAUGGCUUCUGCAACCUUAUUUUGAUCGAGAUUCUUCAGAGUCCCGGAUAUUUUUUCUUCUUGUUGGGUGGCAUGAAUCAAUUUCUAAGAUAUAAGUAGCUGACAAUUAUGAAUUAUCUACCUUUUAUCCAAUUAGCUUUUGUUAAAUGCCAUGCAUUUAUAAAAUUCAUUGUAUAUCAAUCAAACUCUUUUAACCAAA
Molecule: messenger RNA, 2118 nt
Organism: Arachis duranensis
Lineage: Eukaryota; Viridiplantae; Streptophyta; Magnoliopsida; Fabales; Fabaceae
Exons: 16
Coding region: 454-1860 (468 amino acids)
Source: RefSeq, a predicted model, not a curated record